This is a messenger RNA of Aureobasidium subglaciale EXF-2481, 730 nucleotides long. RefSeq lists its product as uncharacterized. The record is from RefSeq and is a predicted model, not a curated record. The coding region runs from base 148 to 666 and encodes 172 amino acids. Lineage: Eukaryota; Fungi; Ascomycota; Dothideomycetes; Dothideales; Saccotheciaceae. The transcript has 2 exons.
GCGAAACUGAGACAAGAGGUCGUUGAUCUUGGAUCAAAGAGGGAUACUACAAGCGCUUUGAUCGACCUGCAGAUCCCGUACAUCAGGGCCAUACUCAAGCAUGACAUUAACGUUUCCCCCGACCAUCCCAAGACGUUUGAUCGGUCUAUGGAGGAAUUCUACAGAGAAGUGAACAACUGGAAUGGGUCACCUCCGGAAGCUCGAGCUGCAUAUACAAACAAUACCUUGUCUCCGAGACUGCGAGACGAGCAGGGGCAGCCUAUCACGAUGUUGUGCUACAGCAUUGUAUCGGACUGCACGGAUUUGUGUAUAGAUGCGGCGCGUACGCCCGGGGUGGGACAAGUAGAACCUAAUCUUCCGGAAUUUCUCCAUAAUGACGUCUGGAGCAACAACUUUCACAGACGGAAUCCAAUAUGCGGUGCGAGAAUGCAACUUAUCAUCUGGGACAAACGCACAAACCAGAUACUUUUAGCAGGUCAAGAUUGGUUUGAAGAGGACUUCAAGUUUCCUCCUUGGAUCAGAGACCCCUACGAUGGUGAACCUCGAAGGAUUCAAGCCACAUGGCGACCAGUCUGGUGGUGCAAGACUUGUCCGUUGCAACUCCGUCCGGCAAGCAAAAUCUCUCAGGCGCCCAUCACGACCCAUCUUCACAACGCUCAUCGCUGAAGGCCAAUCAGCAAGUACAUCGGCCUGCUCUCAGAUAAGAAGUCUCACGGAGAACACACCUCAG